Molecule: messenger RNA, 5372 nt
Organism: Oncorhynchus kisutch (coho salmon)
Lineage: Eukaryota; Metazoa; Chordata; Actinopteri; Salmoniformes; Salmonidae
Gene: nudt18
Product: nudix (nucleoside diphosphate linked moiety X)-type motif 18
Exons: 3
Coding region: 166-969 (267 amino acids)
Molecular function (GO): 8-oxo-dGDP phosphatase activity; 8-oxo-GDP phosphatase activity
Source: RefSeq, a predicted model, not a curated record
AGACUCAAUAUUAGCGUUUCUUGCAACACAUCAAAGCCUCUCAACUAGUCAAGGACGUAAAGAGGCCGAUGUUAGUAAGAUUAGCUGAGCUCACCUGUCAAGUAAACACGCCAGCCGAGUCCGACGGUCAAAGUUGAUGUCACUUCAGUGAAGAAUGAGGUGCUCAUGGUGCAGGAGGCCAAGGAGAAUUGCUACAAACAGUGGUACCUUCCAGCUGGCCGUAUGGAAGAGGGAGAGAGCAUUGUGGAGGCCAUGAGAAGGGAAGUGAAGGAAGAGGCUGGAUUCGACUGCAAACCCAUCACCCUGGUUCUGGUCCAAGAACAGGGGCCGCAGUGGAUCCGAUUCGUUUUCUUGGCGGAGAUUACAGGAGGCUCCCUGAAGACGAUGGCAGAGGCUGAUGCAGAGUCUCUCCAGGCUCAGUGGUGGGACCAAGACUCCCCACUCACCUUGAGGGGUCGUGACAUCCUCAGACUCAUCGAUACCGCCCUGAAAUACAGAAAGAAGCCCUGGCAUCCUGUGGCUCACCCUAUAGACAUGUGCUGCCAUGUUGUUGUACAGCGACUUCUCCUCACUUUCAGCAGCUCUGAUGGGGUGCUUUGGCUCCUUUUGGGCAACAUUAAGGACCUGCACCUCCCUGUGGCCGUGUCUGUGAAAACCCACACAGUCACAUGGGCGGCCAACACAUUGGUACAAGAGGCCAUGCCCUCCUCCUACUACGACCUCAACGUUAACACAAGGGGAAUCCUGGGACUACAGCACAAUGGAAGGGUCCCUGGGAAGACAGAUGGACUCUGCUUCAACACAGUGGUGUCUUUGGAACACACUGGGGAGGGGCCACACACCAGUCAACCACCACUGAUCGAGAGCCCUCGCUUUCAGUGGUACAAAGUGGAGAAUCCUCAGCUAAGAGACAAGAUUCAACAGAGAAUAACUACUGGGUCCUUCCUUCCAGUGCAUAGUCUCUACUAAGGGAGGUGGUGAAAUGACAUUCCAAAAACAAUACACUUUUUACUUGAUGAUUUUGGGAAUACGUGGGGCAAGUACCUGUCUAUGAGCGGCCAAAAGACAUAUGUACCUUUGAGAGCAGACAUUACAACGUUUAUCAAUUUGUACAUUUGUCAUUUAGCAAACACUCUAAUCCAGAGCGACUGACAUAAGUGAGUACAUUUUGACUUUUUCGUACUGGUCCCCCAUGGGAAUCAACCCACAACCCUGGCGUUGCAACAGCCACACAGGACCACCAUUCCGAAAACUGCUGGAAAAGAUUGCAAAAAAACUUUUCAGAAAUGUGAAAAAUGGACUGCAAUACAGAAUAGGGUCUAUAACCUUUUGAUCAAACGUUCAAUCAAGUCUGCUAUUAUUCAAAAACUACAUUCAGCUACCAAUCAUGAUCUAGCUUCAUAUGAUCCAUUUUAGAUAAGCCGCAUGAAAUCUAAUACAAAUGCAGAAAAAUCUAAUUACUGUUAUGACAGGUUGACUCAGCAAUAUGACAUUGUGGCUUCUGACAGAGUAUGAAGCAAAAAUAAUCUCUUCAGCUAUCACAUUGUAGGAGAGGGACGCAAACUUCAAUGCAGAUACACUCAGCAUUAUAUUUGGUUGCACUGCUGCUCAUGUCGCUGAGUCUAUUUAAAAUUCAAGCUAAAUACUUUGAGGCUCAUCUCAAUUGUUAAGUUGCAUGAUCAUACUUUACAAAGGAUUGUACAGAGACUGAUUGUUUAAAACAAAGUGUUGUGACCCUGGUCCACAUAAGACACCAGACAUCACCUCAAACGUGAGAAAAGGCAAGCACAGGUUAGUGAAUCUUGUUCUGGAAGCAACUGCAGAGUGGUUGCUAGCUGGCACAGCCAAAGUACAAAUCUUUUAAACCUAACCUUGUAAAUAAAUUAAUACCAAAAAGCAAAUGUUUUAAUAGACUUUGUACCUGGCCCAUCUAGCGGAAACCGCUCAGUUCUGCCUCCAGGAUGGACUCAUCGCCAUGCAAACAAAGUAUCAAUAGUUAAACUGGAUGACGCACAGUUUUAGGUUGUUCCAACCAGUCUCACAGACCAGAUGAUCAUGUAUCAAGCUUCAUUAAAAGUGCUGACCCAGGAUCAGUUUAGUCCAUAAUGAACAUGAUCCUACAUAAGCACUAUGAAUACUGGCUCAAUCCUCAUUCUAAUUCAUGUUUUAGUAUCUCAGGAACCAGGUAUAGCCUACAGCAAUCUUCUAUACGCAACUGUUACAAAGACAAGAUGGAACACAACCUUUUACAUUGAUUUGACCGACUGCAUACAUUACUUCCAGGUGUGAUAAUUUGCUUAAGAUAGUCAUUAUGUAACAUAAGCAAAACAUUUCAGCAUUUACAAUAAACUUAAAAAUUUAGAUGAAUCUUACACAUUUGCUAUUCUCCUAAGUACCAAUGCUUCAUCUUUGGAGAACAAUUAGUGUCCUUGUACCUCCGGUUAUCUAUGGCUUUGUUUACUCGUGCAACCAACAGAAGUAAGCAGCUGUGACUGGUGUCGUCCGUCUGACUGAGUGUUCCGUUCAAGGAUUCACAAGGUGUCAGUGUUCUGCAAGUUUGUGUUGUUGGCAGGAAGUUUGACAAAGGCAAUGGCUGCCAGCUCCUUACAAAACUCCUCCAGGAUGAUCACUCCCUUAAGCAGGGGCAUGUGGUCCACUCUGGGGAGGCAAGAUCCACACAAAAUCAUUGUCAUUUCCUCAGUCUGCUUCUCAGGAGGGUGGUUUUUGUUAUUAGGAAGAACAUGUAUUGGUGUAGUGGCCAGUCAACGCACAUGAAUGGCAUUUACACCUUUUUUAUAUUGCAAUUGUUUUACGCACAUAUUGCAUUGAAAAUAUAACUUCAUUCAGCGUGCAUGGUGAUCAGGUUAACCACUACAUCACAUUCAGGACGCACACACUUACCAAAUAAUUAAUUUCAACUAAUAUAUACAGUGUGUAGUCAGACCCCUUUUCCACAUUGUUACAUUAGCCUUAUUCUAAAAUUGAAUUUUUUUUUUAAGCGAAGAAAAAGGUCCUCAAUCUACACACAAUACCCCAUAAUGACGAAGCGAAAACAGGUUUAGACAUUUGUAAAUGUAGUAAAAAAAACGUAUUCAGACCCUUUUAUGAGACUCAAUUGAGCUCAGGUGCUCCGAGACAGGAUUAUGUUGAGGUACAGAUCUGGGGAAGGGUACCAGAAACAAAUUGUCUGCAACAUUGAAGGUCCCCAAGAACACAGCAGCCUCUAUUCUUAAAUGGAAGAAGUUUGGAACCACCAAGACUCUGGCCAGCCCAGCCUAACUGAGCAAUUGGGAGAAGGGCCUUGGUCAGGGAGGUGACCAAGAACUCGAUGGUAACUCUGACAGAGGACAGAGUUCCUCUGUAGAGAUGGGAGAACCUUCCAGAAGGACAAGCAUCUCUAUGGUAGAGGCGCCAGACAGAAGCCACGCUUCAGUAAAAAGGCACAUGACAGCCUUUAGAGUUCGCCAAAAGACACUUAAAGGACUGACGAUGAGAAACAAGAUUCUCUGGCCUGAAUGCCAAUCGUCACGUUUGGAAGAAACCAGGUACUGCUUAUCACCUGGCCAAUACCAUCCCUACGGUGAAGUAUGAUGGUGGCAGCAUCAUGCUGUGUGGAUGUAUUUCAGCAGCAGGGACUAGGAGACUAGUCAGGAUAGAGGGAAAGAUGAACGGAGCAAAGUACAGAGAUCCUUGAUGAAAACCUGCUCCAGUGUUCUCAGGACCUCAGAAGAGGGCGAACGUUCACCUUCAAACAGGACAACGACCCUAAGCACAGAGAAAAGACAAUGCAGGAGUAGCUUCGAGACAAGUCUCUGAAUGUCCUUGGGUGGCACAGCCAAAGUCCAGACUUGAACCCGAUUGAACAUCUCUGGACAGACCUGAAAAUAGCUGUGUAGCAACACUCCCCAUCCAACCUUCCAGAGCUUGAGGAUCUACUUUGAAAAAUGGGAGAAACUCCCCAAAUACAGGUGUGCCAAGCUUGUAGUGUCAUACCCAAGAAGACUCGAGGCUGUAAUCGCUGCUUCAACAAAUUACAGAGUAAAGGGUCUGAAUACUUAUGUAAAAUAUAAUCCGUUUUUAUAAAUGAGCAAAAAAGGUAUAAAAAACAGUUUUUGCUUUGUCAUUCAUUAUGGGUAGUGUGGGUAGGAGGCAAAAACAAAACAUUUAAAUUCAUUUUAGAAUAAUGCAGUAAUGUAACAAAAUAUGGAAAAAGUUAAGGGGUCUGAAUACUUAAAUGCACUUUGUUUGUCUAUGGCACUUACCCAGACUCCCCAUCCAAGCCCAUCAGCUGCCUUCGGACAUGCACAAGCUUCUCUGUGAAGUUUGGGAUCACCUCGAUCCUCUGCAUCAGUUCUCCUAUCACCUGUCAAACCAGGAAAAACAUAAUUAGGAAUGUAUUUGUGAAAACUAUAGCUCGGUAAAACCUCAGACAAGGAAGGAGGUGAGUGUAGUGGUCACCCACCCUGAUGAGCACAGAGAACAGGGAGCGGGCUCCAGGAGCCAGGAUGAUGUAGGGGUCCAGCAGGUACUCAUGGAGGUGGGGGUGAGGGAACACGGCCAGCCUGGACAACACAGAGGUCACCUGGAGGUUAAGCUCAUAGGGCUGAGAGAGAGAGAGAGACACAUGUCACAAGCGAGGGGAUGUUUGUGACUAAACACAGCACUCAUGGUGGUCACUAAUGUAUUAUGAUGACUAUGCACAAAUUGUACCAUAUACAAAACACAGUUGUACUGAAAGUGUGCCAUCUUGAGAGCUUGAUUGCAGACAUGCAAAACAUUUUGGGAUAGUAUCAACAGGGGACCAAUGAACAAAAUACAAAAAUAAAUCCCUUGAAGGCUACCUGCUCAAGGAUCCGGCCUAUUCUGUCAAACAGGACUUUGAGGAAGUGGCCUUCGAAAAAGUCAGAACUGGAUACAGACAACUCGGUUGGUUUGAGGGACUCCGGCCAAUCCCAAUCGAGCAAGAAUGCAGUGCACUCUUUAAACUAGAUGUAAAAAAAUAAAACAAAAUCUGAUGUUUUGCGUCAGAUCCGAGACCUCAAUUUAUGCAAUUAUGCUACUCUUGGCAAUGACUUUCACUACUUGAAGUUCUCCGCUCACCUGCUCAUGAGCAUCAUGGACAUAAGUUUCAUAUCGGGCACCUUGGACAUGUUGAGAGGUUUUUGCUUCUUGAGGGACCAAACACAGAAAACUGCAAAACAAAACGACAGUGUAAAGUUUAAAAACUAAAGCGAGUUAUAGCUGCUAAAAUACAAAAAGUAGUUCCUUCAUGAGAGAUGUCUGAUCAGUUUUCUUUAUGACCCGAAUGAGGGGAUGAAUGUUGUGCCUAGACUCAAUUAACCACCAGUAAUAAAAUUAACUGCAUAGAGAAA